Neltuma alba is the source of this 750-nucleotide messenger RNA. RefSeq names its product RING-H2 finger protein ATL2-like. Gene Ontology annotation, molecular function: transferase activity. Gene Ontology annotation, biological process: protein ubiquitination. The coding region runs from base 70 to 723 and encodes 217 amino acids. The record is from RefSeq and is a predicted model, not a curated record. The transcript has a single exon. Lineage: Eukaryota; Viridiplantae; Streptophyta; Magnoliopsida; Fabales; Fabaceae.
UAUAUAUACGCACACAUUCAUGAAAAGGCCACUCGCUCCCUCUCACAAACGCUCGCAGAAAUUUUACUGAUGGAUGACCAACCCUUCCAGAGACUCCUCUUCGCCGUCUUCGAACAGUUAUUCUUCCUCAUCAUACUUGCCGCUGUGAUUUGGCAACUUUAUUGUUGCUUUUAUCACAUCCGCCUCCGCCUUCGCCGCCGCCGAGAUGGCAGCCUUUCCCCUUCCGGUGACAUUCCCCGCCCUCCUCCUCCAGCCCAUAAUAGUCCCCUCCAUCCUUCACUUUUCCAGUUCCUUCCCACUUUCACCUACUCCUCCUCCACCGCCGACGCAGACAAGCACAGUCACCCUUUGCCGCAGUGUGCCGUCUGCUUGAGCGAGUUCGAAGAAGGCCAAACAGGGCGAGUGCUCCCGAACUGCGACCAUUUCUUUCACCGCGAUUGCAUCGACGGGUGGCUCCGAGAACACUCGACUUGUCCGUUGUGCCGAAAAGUCGUCAAACCGAAGCCGAGAAUCGCGUCACAGCAUGUAAAUACAGAAACGUCUGCUGCCGAAGAAGGUGAGUUAGAGAAUUCGUCGAGCGUAAAUCUUCCUCCGCCACUUAGGUGUCCCAAAAAGACGUGGCAGGUGACGGAAUUAGAAGGAUUGGUGAUAGAGAUUCCUGAGGAAGACCAUCACCGGAGGCGAAGCCAGUCGAGGAGUGGUUCGGAGAGUUUUCAACUAUAAAAUCGAAUCAUCCUCUCCACCCGCUUC